Molecule: messenger RNA, 1525 nt
Organism: Hyposmocoma kahamanoa
Lineage: Eukaryota; Metazoa; Arthropoda; Insecta; Lepidoptera; Cosmopterigidae
Product: antichymotrypsin-2-like
Exons: 9
Coding region: 55-1356 (433 amino acids)
Molecular function (GO): serine-type endopeptidase inhibitor activity
Source: RefSeq, a predicted model, not a curated record
UGCGCCAUGAUCUAAAUUUUUAAUGAUUUAAAAUUUUCAUCUAUAAACAGUAUAAUGAGAUUAGAAAUCAUUUGCACUCUAUUACUCCCUUUAGGAGACGUGGCCUGUAAAAGAAAUAAAAAGGGUAAAGUUGACACUUCGAGCUCAGAUGAAGGUUGGUCGAAUGACAAACAUUACUGGGAAACAAGCGGAAGCUCGGAUGAUAACAGUGGCGAUACCGAUGUGAAGGAUUUAUCGUUCAGCGGAAAGCUGAGAAGACAGCUUGCUUUUUCGUUAUUCCUUCAAAGUCCAGGUGAAAACGCGAUAUGUUCGCCGAUAUCAGCGCUAAUGCCUUUAGGAAAACUAGCAUUAGGAGCUGAAGGGACCACUUUGAAGGAACUUCUCGCAGCUAUUGGAGUCAAGAAAGUAUCGGAGGUGAAACAACAAUUCAAAAAAAUGAUAGGUGAAUUCAGAAAUACCGCCGGUGCGGACAUUAGCGUAUGUAGUGGAGUAUAUGUCAACGAAAAUAUUAAACUCAAGAGUGAAUUCCGGAACAACGUACAAAGCGUUUUUGAUACAGAUGUAGAGAGGGUAGACUUCAGGAACCCAAAACGUGCGGCAGAUAAAAUAAAUGCAUGGGUAAUGAAGCACACAAACAACAAAAUCGAUCAUUUAUUAGACGCGACAGACAUAUCACCGUCUACAUCUGUGAUUCUGGUUAACACUGUUUACUUUUCGGCCAAAUGGUUGUAUCCAUUCGAUAACGCAAAAGAUCGCUCUUUUUAUGGCACAAACGGGGAGGAGGAUAUACCUAUGAUGAACUGUGAGAAUAAUUUCAAAUAUUACGACAGUUCAUCACUAAACGCAGAGGUAGUGGCAAUCCCAUACAAGGGUAACAGUAAACUAUCAUUCGUUAUAGUUCUUCCCAAAUCGAAAUCCUCAACGUCUUUGACGCUGCUCUUGAAGGGGCUCAAAACGGCUCCUGACCUACUCAAGGACGCAAUGAAGAAAAUGAAGUCCCAAUCAUUGGUUCUGUCGAUACCGAAGUUUAAAAUUGAAAAAAGAUUUGACCUCAGUGUUCAAUACAGAAACAUUGGCCUAAAUUCAAUGUUUCAUAAAGGUUUGACAAAAAUUGCCGAGGGUCAAGAUUUAUUCGUAUCAAGGGCAAUACAGUCUGCGUUGAUAAACGUCCACGAGUUUGGGACGACAGCGGCUGCUGCUUCCGUUGUAAUGAAUUUUGGAGCAAGUGCACCAAGUAAAAAGAAAAAAGUAGUGGCAGAUCAUCCGUUCCUUUUCACAAUUGUGGUGAAAAAUCAACAGCUGUUUACGGGGAUCUUUACUAGUUCUUCAACGGGAAGCUCACCCUGGGGCUCUUAAAUAUCAUCCACACAAGCAGCCGUAUCCGUAUUAACAGCAGACAUUUUUGAAGACGAACGAUUGUUGUCAGCUUUCGAAUUUUAAUUGUUCAAACAUGUUGUAAACAUAAUUUGAAAAAAUUAAGGUAUUAAUCACAGUAUUCUCGUGUUGAAAUAUUGAAAUAACCCUU